Chaetomium fimeti is the source of this 394-nucleotide messenger RNA. RefSeq lists its product as uncharacterized. The record is from RefSeq and is a predicted model, not a curated record. Bases 105 to 362 code for a protein of 85 amino acids. NCBI's taxonomy places the organism in Eukaryota, Fungi, Ascomycota, Sordariomycetes, Sordariales, Chaetomiaceae. The transcript has a single exon.
GGCUUACGGCACGCUCUGAUUUUCUCCCCUGGCGGAUUCAAUUCACCAGUUUCUGGACCUGUCAUGUCACCGUACGUUUUGGGGCCUCGCCCCCGAAUCCAACCAUGGCGACGUGGCGGCUGCCAGUUUCUGCUACCCGGCUCAUGGCAGCCCGCAUGGUCUUUGUUUAUUUCUCUGUUUUAUAUACCCAGAUUUGCGGUCCGGAGGCUCCUGCGGCAUUAGCGAGCGAGACUUUUCAGCCUGGGUACAUGGGGAGGAAGCAGUUGGUUUUCUCAGAAGAGUCAAGAGAAGGGACGACAAACUACCCGGAACCAAUCAACACCCGCCCGAAUACCAAGCAGGUCCGCGACAUUUCAAGAUAAACCACAUGGAGAUACUCUGCAGAUAUUCUUGG